Messenger RNA from Bombina bombina (fire-bellied toad), 530 nucleotides. Its product is annotated as lymphocyte antigen 6E-like. The transcript is spliced from 3 exons. Bases 12 to 437 code for a protein of 141 amino acids. The record is from RefSeq and is a predicted model, not a curated record. NCBI's taxonomy places the organism in Eukaryota, Metazoa, Chordata, Amphibia, Anura, Bombinatoridae.
UUACUGAUAACAUGAAGGCGAUUCUUACUGUUUGUCUGGCUGCAGUCUUAUGUACAAAGCUAGCCCAUUCCUUAUUAUGCUAUGAGUGCUUUGACUUUGGAUUAUCCAGUGAAAGUGAAUGCACAGGCGUUACAAAUUGUACAGAAUUAUACUGCGCUAUGAUCUUUACUACUCAAGAUGAAAAUAAUGUUUCAGUGCCAAUAUUUCAGAAGGGUUGUUCAAAAGCCGACCAAGUAGCCUACCCCACGAAGCCUUUUACACUGACCUUAUGCAAUACUGACUUGUGCAAUAUUAGAGAAUCCACCACCAGCACCCCAGCCCCAACUAAAGACCAUUGUGGAAAUGCCGGCACAAAUUCUACCUGUAACAUUAAUAUGCUGUUUAUAGGGCUUUUUCUGUUGUGGCUAAGUAAUUACUUUCUCUGUCAAUUAGGAUAAUCUGGCGUUGGUUUCUCCAAUAAGUUCUUUUUACUUGUUAAAGUUAUUUUUAGCUGUUCUUAUCUGCUAUAAAUAAACUAUGUGAGAAUUAAA